UGUUAGUUAUGCGUGACACUGUGCUCGUCUGUGUGUGUGUGUGUGUGUGUGUGUGUGUGAUCGAGGUCCACACAGGCAGAUCCAUAUAGACGUGAUGAUGUGAAAGGCUGACAGAGGAAAUGUGGUGCAGAGUCAGAAAGAACAACCACAAAAACUGCUAAACACCAUGGAGGACCUUUCAUCCGCUUACUCCUUUACCAAUCUCCAUCCUCCUCAUGCGUCCUUCCAUAUCACGCCACCUGAGGUGGACUCCUUCCAGCAGUAUGGAAGUAGAGCGACAUCCUUUCCUUCUUGGAGGAGAACAGGGGACACACAUGGAGAAGGCAUUGAUGCGGGUGAGAACUUUGUUGACGCGUGGUUUGACAGCGGCGAUAAAGCAAAGAAAAGCUGGGAGUCCAGUGAGGACAUUUACAGCAAUUUGGAUAGUCACUGCAAUGUAAACAAUUCUAUUGGAUGUGACAACCAUAUUUAUAACAGCUCCUCCCACAAACUGAGGAGAAUGUACUUCAGGGAUAUGCUCCAUACUUUUAAGCAAUCCAGCAGUGCUGAAAGUGAUUGGGAUUAUGGGUGCUCACGUGAAGACAUGGACCAACCUCCAUGGAUCCUUUCGUCUUCAGUAGGCCAAAGCCAAAUUUUGCCUUCAAGUCUUCCUCAAACAUCAGCACCUCAGAAACUGGACUCUUUCUCGGAUGCUUUCCUCUCACGGCGAAGGAGAAUUUUCCCACAGGAUAUCCACAGAGAGUCUUGUCGACCCAUUCUGGAAUCUGAGGUUGUGAAAGACUUAAACCAGAAGUGUGUCUCUCCUGCAUCCUCUUAUUUCCGGUCCUCAGUGUUUAAUCCUCCGCACACACCUUUACCAUCCGCCAUGAUGAACUUCACCAGUCCCUCACCAGAAGGAGAAGCGUUGGACUUUUUUGCAGCCCGCUUUCCAUCCCUGUCGUCUCUUUACUCCAGCGUGAUGUGGCAGCUUCCUGUGGUGGCGGACAGAGCAAACAGCAUGGAUGACAACCUGAGAGCUUCACCUGCUGGGGACUAUCACAGCAUCACAUCCUUUUCACAUCCCAAGUCGGUGUUCCGACCACACUUCGCCACAUCACAUUCACCUCACCAUGGUGAAGCGGCGGAAAGGGACCAUUUUCUGAUCCGGCGUGAACCUGUGGUAACAAUUUAGGGCAGGGGUCUCAAACACGCGGCCCGCGGGCCAAAUGUGGCCCACAGGACACUAGUUUGAGGCCCCCGCCUUGAUAUGAAAGUUUAAUGUUAGUUUGAUAUGGAUGCUGUAUGGUAUCAUGUACCCAGAAAAAAUUAUUACGUUUGAUUAAUGUUCAUGUUAAAGGUUAAAUAACUGUUAAUAGUUAUCCUCCCUAUCCGUGUGG
This is a messenger RNA of Doryrhamphus excisus (bluestripe pipefish), 1376 nucleotides long. NCBI's taxonomy places the organism in Eukaryota, Metazoa, Chordata, Actinopteri, Syngnathiformes, Syngnathidae. The record is from RefSeq and is a predicted model, not a curated record.